AUGUCGCCCGCCCAGCAGCAGCAGCAGCAGGCGGCGCGGCGUGCCUCCUCCGGGGACACCCCCCAGGGCUCUCCCACGGCGCGGGCCAACAACACCUGCCCCCCCUUUGGCAGCAAGGCCGUGAUCGGGAGGAGGUCCAAGAUGGAGGAUGCCUGCGUCGUGGUGCCCUCCCUCCUCUCCGUUGUCGUAGACUCGGGGGGCCUGGAGGAGUCGCUGCCGCCGCGCGUGGCCCCCCUCCUGCGCUCGGCGCGGGUGAUCACCCGGACCUCGCCCGGGUCGGGGGCCAGCGCGGAGGGCUCCUUGAACUCCAGCCUGACAAGCGGGGGGUCAGGACCCCGACCUGCCGGCCCUCUCUCCGACGGCGACACCAGCGGCAGCUCCGUGCGCGAGACGCUGCACUUCUUCGGCGUCUUCGACGGCCACGGCGGCGCCGACGCCGCGCUGCACUGCUCACGCGUGCUGCACACGCGUGUGCGUGAGGGCGCCUCCCCGCCCUGCGCCUCGCCGCUGUCGCUGAGCGUGGGGCGGGAGGCGGUAGAGGCGGCGCUGACCCGCGCCUUCCACCUCACGGACGACGAGUUUGGACGGGCGGGCGGCUAUGAGCACCUGGCCUUGGUGGGCACCACUGCGGUGGUGGUCCUCAUCGGCGCCAGCAUGCUGUACGUGGCCAACGCCGGCGACUCGCGCGCGGUGCUGUGCCGGGAUGGCCUGGCCCUGCCGCUGACCGACGACCACAAGGCGGCGCGGGAGGACGAGACCGCGCGCGUGGAGGCCGCGGGCGGGCAGAUCCUGUUCUGGAACGGCGUCCGCGUCAUGGGCCUGCUGGCCGUGUCACGCGCCAUCGGCGACCACAGCCUGCGGCCCUACGUCAUUGCCGAGCCGGAGGUCACCAUCGUGCACCGGCACCCUGCAGACGAGCUCCUGGUCAUGGCCAGCGACGGGCUGUGGGACGUGAUGGGCAACCAGGAGGCUUGCACCCUGGCCCGAAAGUGCCUCCUCCGCGCCCGCCAGCGUGGCAGCAGCCGACAGAGCGCGGCGAGAGUGGCAGCCACCGUGCUGACCCGCGCGGCGGUGGACCGGGGCAGUCGGGACAAUGUCACGGUCGUCGUCGUGGACCUCAGCAGCGCCUCGCCGGAGGAGGCGGUCGCCGAGGCCGCGUCAGCGGCCGCGCCAGGGGACCCCGGCGCCGGCCCCGCCUUCACCUCGGGCAUCCCGUCUGGCGACGCAGCGGCAUUGCCUGGCGUGCCGCAGGCCUCCUUCCGCCUGGCCCCCUCCCCCAUGGAGAGCUGCUUCAGCAGCAACGCCAUAGCCCCUAGAUUCUCCACGGGCGCCGGCAAGGGUGUGACGGGGGUCCAGCCACCCCCAUGA
Auxenochlorella protothecoides is the source of this 1368-nucleotide messenger RNA. Its product is annotated as putative protein phosphatase 2C 6. Gene Ontology annotation, molecular function: cation binding; protein serine/threonine phosphatase activity. Gene Ontology annotation, cellular component: nucleus; cytosol. Gene Ontology annotation, biological process: protein dephosphorylation. NCBI's taxonomy places the organism in Eukaryota, Viridiplantae, Chlorophyta, Trebouxiophyceae, Chlorellales, Chlorellaceae. Bases 1 to 1368 code for a protein of 455 amino acids. The transcript is spliced from 5 exons. The record is from RefSeq and is a predicted model, not a curated record.